CAGCCCUACUUGUAGGGUAUCUGGUCACACUGACGGGUACACGUAGAAAACAAACAGACGACGUUUUCUAUUGGUUUAAAUUGGUUUAUUGGUUUUAAACAAAACCAAGUAUCGCAAUGCAAUAAUCCAAGUGCCGAAAUCAGCAACAAAUCCCCACCUGCCGGCCACUAAGUGUCCGGGAACAGGCAACACAUUCGUGUAACUGCAGCAAGAGCUGACAAGGUCCAGCGACAGCCAAAACCGAUCCGGACACCCAAAAUGUUGGGCGGCAAGCGGACAAGCUCCCGUCACGUUGCUGUUGUACUGCUGAUGUGCCUGUUCUGGUACAUCAUCUCGUCCAGCAACAAUGUGAUUGGGAAAAUGGUGCUCAACGAAUUCCCCUUCCCCAUGACCGUCACCCUGGUCCAACUGUGCAGCAUCACGCUCUACAGCGGCCCCUUCUUCAAUCUGUGGCGCAUACGAAAGUACCAGGAGAUACCGCGCCCCUACUACUGGCGCCUGAUCGUUCCGCUGGCCAUUGGCAAGCUCCUCGCCUCGGUCACCUCGCACAUAUCGCUGUGGAAGGUGCCCGUCUCCUAUGCACACACUGUCAAGGCGACGAUGCCGCUCUUUACCGUUGUGCUGACGCGCGUUUUCUUCAACGAGAAGCAGCCGACGCUCGUGUACCUGAGCCUGUUGCCCAUUAUCACCGGCGUGGGCAUUGCCACCGUUACGGAAAUCUCAUUCGAUAUGCUGGGCCUGGUCAGUGCCCUCAUCUCCACCAUGGGCUUCUCCAUGCAGAACAUAUUCUCCAAGAAGGUGCUGAAGGACACAAACAUUCAUCAUCUGCGACUGCUGCAUCUGCUGGGCAAGCUGUCGCUGUUCAUUUUCCUGCCCAUUUGGUUGUACAUGGACAGCUUAGCUGUCUUCCGCCAUUCGGCAAUUAAGAAUAUGGACUACCGGGUUAUAGCGCUGCUCUUUGCCGACGGCGUGCUCAAUUGGCUGCAGAACAUCAUUGCCUUCAGCGUGCUGUCGCUCGUCACGCCGCUGACGUAUGCUGUAGCGAGUGCCUCGAAGCGCAUAUUCGUUAUUGCCGUCUCGCUGAUAAUACUGGGCAAUCCCGUAACGUGGAUCAAUUGCCUGGGCAUGACGCUGGCCAUUGUCGGUGUGCUGUGCUACAAUCGUGCCAAGCAAAUCACAAAGUCCAGGGAGCCGCCAACGUUGCCGCUAACGCAAAGCAAUCACAUUAAGUAUACGCCGCUGCAGCAGCAAACCGAUCCGUACUAUCGCGGUGCCAUGAAUGGCAAAAUGACAAAUGGACUGCACAAGCCCGGCAACAGCCUGCUGGCCAAUGGCAGUGGCAUGCCCAGUGGGACGGCUACACGCUUGCUCUUUGUUUAGUUAUUAGUUAGAGAAUUUAUACCCCCCCAACACCCCACUCUCGCCGUAAUAGCUCUCUGACUAUGCGUGGGGUUACCCACGAGCCAUGAUCCCUGAAGCCCCCCCUGAACCCUGAUGUAAAUUGUAUUUUUGAUAACCUUUUUUGAGUGCGUUUUUCCGUGUGUGUUUUUGUACAUAAGUAGCUUGAGGUUUGCCCCCACACACCCCUUCCCUCCCUCCUCUUUUGUUUCUUUUCGGAAUUCGAUGAAGCCGUCAAGUGUAUUCAGAAAGCGUGUGUGUGCCACAAUAAAAUGUUAACCUUGUACAUAGGCAUAGAAAAUGCAAA
Messenger RNA from Drosophila subobscura, 1705 nucleotides. Its product is annotated as solute carrier family 35 member E1 homolog. Gene Ontology annotation, cellular component: Golgi apparatus. Gene Ontology annotation, molecular function: antiporter activity. Bases 259 to 1380 code for a protein of 373 amino acids. Lineage: Eukaryota; Metazoa; Arthropoda; Insecta; Diptera; Drosophilidae. The transcript has 4 exons. The record is from RefSeq and is a predicted model, not a curated record.